GAUGUCUUAAGAAAAAUCUAGUUACGUGACCCCUUCGGUGAGGCGGGUAUCGUCAAAUUCUAUGAUUACUUCACUUGGUAGGACUAUCAUUGUAUUUUACUUGAAAGGGUAGCAUAUUCAACAAUUUAAACAGCUUGACAUCAAUCUCCAUGAUUAUAUCCAAUCACACACACUCAACAUUAAGGAAAUCCAAUCAAUCUUUAAAUAAGUCACUACCUCACUAAUGUUUAUGCAUUCCCUCGGAAUCACACACACCGAUCUCAAGCCUGAAAACGUUGUCUUUGCCAAUCAACAAAAGUACCCAGAUCAAUUAAAUGACUAAGACAUUUAGUUAAACUAAUAGACAUGGGAGGUGCCACUCAAGCCAAUGAACAUCACAGUACCGUCAUCAAUACUAGGUAAUACAGAGCACCUGAGGUCAUUAUGCGAUGCGACACCUGGGACACCUCAAGUGACANGUAUCAAGAGAAGAAAUUGAAGCACCUUGGAGAGAUGAAGUGCUCUAUUUAUAAUCUCUUAUUGCAGAAUUAGAGAAGAAGAAGGAGGUGUAAAUAGUUAAGGAGAUGGACAAUACAAGAGUAAAUGUACAAUUUAAAUUUAGGUUCAUGAACUAGAAGAUGAGAAUCAAAGAUUGAGAGUUUUAAUUGAACAGACUCGCAGCGAAGUGAUUACUUAAAGAAUAACAGAAGUCAACAAUGAAGCGGAAGUGUGGAAGAGGAAGUUUUAGGAAAUAAACCAUGAUUAUAGUGAGACUCAAGAGAAAUUGAUGAAUGCUGAAAUUGAAUUAGAAGCUCUGAAAAAGCAGAAGGUAUGGCUAUGAGGUGUAUUAGAGAUUGUGACUACGAGUAGUACGGUAACGAGGUCAGUCGUGAAAAGUUCAGGUUCAACUGUCAGAUAGUCGGUGUCUGGUAUUAAACCAAAUGUUUGA
This is a messenger RNA of Paramecium octaurelia, 928 nucleotides long. The record is from the annotation of a GenBank genome assembly. Lineage: Eukaryota; Ciliophora; Oligohymenophorea; Peniculida; Parameciidae.